AUGGCAACCCUGCCUGUGUUGAAGACAGUUCUUGGCCCAGGAGGAGGCCUCUCCACACAGGCCGAAGAGCCAACGUCGCUCAUGGUAUCUGGUGGCGUGGCCAUGGCCGGCGGCGCUGCUGCCGGUGGCGGUCUUGCCUUUCUCCUCUGUGCCUCCAAGUGCCCGGGAGGUGCUGGAGGUGCACUCUCCGGCAUGAUCGGAGCCAUGAAUCCCUUCAGUAUGCUGAGCAAAAAAGACGAGAAAGAUGCAGAGGAGGAGGAAGAAGAGGAGGACAGCAUGAAGAAGAUGGAGAAACAGGUGGACACCAUUGAAAAGGAGCUGUGCAAUAUGAACUGCAAGAUGGCAGGCUUGCUUGGAGGUGCUGCGGGUGCUGCUGCUGGCAAUGUGGUGGCAAAGCAAGUAAACAAGCAGGAGGCACAAGGAGGCGGUCUGCUGGGAGGCGGAGGCGGCGGAGGAGGAGGCUUCAAGCUCCAGAUGCUUGAUGAGUGGAACGCUCCACAGUUCUUCAUCGUGACGAAGCAAAUUGAUAACUUGCAGAGAGAUCUUCGGAGCAUUGUGGAGAUUCAGCGAUGUGAGGCCAAGGCACCGCAUCCCCAGCAAACUGAGACAAGAAGAUCGCAUGCCAAAUUCGACUUCUUCUAA
This is a messenger RNA of Symbiodinium pilosum, 642 nucleotides long. The record is from the annotation of a GenBank genome assembly. Lineage: Eukaryota; Dinophyceae; Suessiales; Symbiodiniaceae.